Molecule: messenger RNA, 2477 nt
Organism: Notolabrus celidotus (New Zealand spotty)
Lineage: Eukaryota; Metazoa; Chordata; Actinopteri; Labriformes; Labridae
Gene: gpr141
Product: probable G-protein coupled receptor 141
Biological process (GO): G protein-coupled receptor signaling pathway
Cellular component (GO): membrane
Molecular function (GO): oxysterol binding; G protein-coupled receptor activity
Source: RefSeq, a predicted model, not a curated record
UGGUUGUGAUACCAAGGGUGUGCAAACACCUCCUGUUCUGACAAAGCAUGCACCCCCUCCACACACACACACACACACAGACACACUAUGCAAAACUGGACAGUGGUUUCUGAAAACAUACAGACAAAGCUCACUACUCUUCCACGGGAAGUUGGGACCCACACACAGCAUCUGGUUGCAUACAUCCACACAGAUACACACGCUUCUUCCCAUGUAGCUUUAACACUGUGAAGACUUGAACCAGCUGAUUCUCUUGCAUGUAAAGAUGUGCUGUAGUGACGAGUGCACACUCCGCAACCUGUUCUUCUGAGAACCAUGAGUUUGUUUCUAGUUUCCUGUUGAACUGAUGAUACGUAUGACCACCUGAAGACAUGCUGAACUUAACGUCGCCGUCCACUGAAAACCAAACCAUGUUUUCCCAAACCACAGCCACGAAUUCUUUCAUGAACACAAGCUCGCCAGGCACCACAAAACCACCGGGUGAUGAUGACAACAACACUAGCAUCGUCCUGCUCCCCAUCUACUCUCUGGUUCUGCUCACUGGCACUGUAAGCCUGAGCCUGAUGGUGCACAUCAUGAGGUCAAGCACUGCAUCCAUCACCCCAUCACCGUUCUUUAACCUCAUCUUUGCCCACUUCAUCUUCCUCGUCACCGUCCCCUUCAGGAUUUACUACUACACCACUAAUCACUGGAACAUGGGAGCUGGAUGGUGUAAAGUGGUCAGCAGCAUGAUCCACAUCCACAUGUACAUGUCCUUUAUUUUCUAUGUGAUUAUCCUACUAACGCGCCUGAUGACGUUCUACCACAGAGCGGAGCAGAUGGCGUCCCUCCAGAGGAUUCAAGCACUGGUUGUGAGCGCUAUGGUGUGGAUAGUGGUGCUUGUCACAGUACCCUUAAUAAUCCACUAUUCCUACGGCAGAAACCCCAAUGACAAACAGUGCUUCAAGUUUGGCAAAAGUAUAAAAAAUAGUGCCAGAGUGAUCAACUACAUUAUCAGCACGUUGAUCAUUGUUGUGGCCACGGUGCUAGCCGGCCUCCAAGCAAACGUCCUCAGGGUGUUAUACCGGAAACACAGCGAGGGAUGCAACUCGCAGCAAGAGUUUGGAGCUCAGCUGAAGAGUAUGUGCUUUGCUCUCAUCAUGGUGGUCUGCUUCAUUCCCUACCACAUGUUCCGGCUGGGUUACUUACAGGAUAUUCACCUGGAGGAUGCCAAUGAAGUUUUCCUGAGUCACACCUUUAACUGUUUGGACAUGCUCACUUUCUUGGGAAGGAGAAACUGCUACAUGUGCUUUCUGGGAAGGGCUCCUUAAAAAGGGACUUCAUAUUAUAGAAAAGUGUCUCUUUACAAGCCUUUAAUGCAGCUGUUGUCAAAACUGUUUAAUGUGGAGGCCAAAAAAUAUCCAAAUAGUGAAGUGGUAUGUUUGAAAAUGAUGCAGAUACUGGAACACAUACAGAAGUAAAGCAGGAUAUGCUGCAGAAGAAAUAAAUCUGCAAAAACAAACGACUUUGCUUACACACCAUGAGUAUGCAGUGACUAUAUUUACUCACGGCACAUUUUCUAUUGAUGCAUUGUUUCACUUUUCAUUCUUUUUUUCACAUGAGUGUUGCAGAAUGAUACAAGACAGGUGAGAGACAUGACCCUAUAUGAUACAGUAUGGAAGAGGAGACUACAAGUGUGCACACUGAGGAGAGAUGAAACCAAAAAGACAGAGGUUUACAGGAACUAACAACAUUCUGUGGUACUGAGAGUUGGGGACGUUGAAAGGUUGUGUGUGUGUGUGUGUGUGAAGUGUGUGUUGUUUCGAUUUUCGAAAGCACAUGUGUCAUGUAAGGGUGCGUGUCUUUUAUUCUACUUUUAUUGCACCUUUCUAUUUGAUAUUACAUUUGCAUUGUUGCCAAAUUUGCAGCUCGUCAUUUCAUGUACUGUAAUUUUUCCACUUUGAUGCCGUUUGUUUGAUUUGCAAUCCUGCAAGUUUCUGUCUUCCACUUCAUUUGUUGUCUUUGUUUUAAAUGUUGUGUAUGUUUAUAUUUUUUUAAAUAUUCAUUGUGUCUGAAUUUACAGCAUGUCUUUCCUGAACAAGAUCUUUAUUGGCAGCAGCAGCAUAUCUGCCCUGCCAGAGGGUUGGCACUGCCCCCCCUUGUAACCUGAUUGGACAGCCAAAAAUCCUGAGUUAUGAUUGGAUGUUUUUCUUGACAAAGGCAGGACUUAUGCUAAAAUCAACUGUUUGGAAAGGAUCCACAGGUUGGUAGAUGUCUUUGACUUUAAAUGUAGCACAUAAGUUUUUGUUUAUGCCUUUAAUUGUGACUUAAAUUUCAGCACUUUGUUGUGUCAUUUGAAAGUGAAAAAUAUAGAUUUAUAUAAAGAAAUACAAACCGCUGUAUGACACUUAAAAUCCUGUUAUAUGAGUAGAUAGUGAAGACAGAGAGGGUGAAAGCUAUUUAUUAAUGUGUGCCUAUGUCAGCUCUCCAGUUGCCCC